CGCGAGGGAAUGAGGUGAAAUAGGACUUUCAGAGCGGAUCAUGGCGGCGCCUCUCGGGCGGGACGCUUUACCUGAGCACUGGUCCUACGGCGUCCGCGCGGACGGGAGGGUCUUCUUCAUCAACGAUGAGGCGCGGAACACCACCUGGCUCCAUCCCCGCUCCGCUGAACCGGUAAACUCCGGACACCUGAUCCGCUCAGACCUGCCUCAGGGAUGGGAGGAAGGCUUCACCAGCGAGGGGGCCAGUUACUUCAUAAAUCACAACCAGAGGACCACGGCGUUCCGCCAUCCGGUGAGCGGGCAGAUAUCUGCGGAGAACAUGGACUUCAUCCUGCAAGAGCAGCCGCAGGGUGCUUCCAUGAUGUCCAGGCCAGUGGGCGAGCAGCUGUCCAGCACCACCACCAUCAGCGAGGCCUCCACCGCCAUCACCUCCUCCACUGUGGACACCACCUCCAAGGUCCGGGAUUUGAGGUUCCCGUGCUAUGUGAUUUCACCGGUGAGACCUGAAGACCACAUCAGCCGCAAGUAUGCCUUCAAGGCCAGCCACACUGGCAUGCGCUCGUUCAUUUACAAGCAGAGCUCUGUGAUUGGCUCGCAGGCGGAGCACACCGGGAUGCGGACGUACUACUUCAGCGCCGACACCCAGGAGGACAUGAGCACGUGGCUGAGGGCCAUGAACCAGGCCACACUGAUGCAGAACAACAGCAGCACACCCGUCAGACCGUCGGACAAGUUCGAGACCUUUGACCUCUUCCAGCAGCAGGCCGUCCCGCAGAUGAACCACGCCAACCACCACAAGGCCCCGGGGCCCGAGGCCACGCGGCGCGGGGUCCGCGAGGUCCUCCUGGAGCCCGGCCACCGCGCCCCGGAGAUGGACACGCACGCGUCCCUCCCCUCGGAGCGCGCGGCCCCCGCCCCCCCGCAGUCGGCCUCGGCGCCCGUGUCCCGGGCCGCCUCCGCGCUGCCCUCCGGCGUCUGCGCCAGGAACGGCCUGGUGUCCACGCCCAGCCCCAUCCUGGAGCCCAACGGCAUCGCGGCGGGGACGUACCAGAGGGCGGCGGCGGCGGCGACGCCCCCCUCCUGCGACACUCCCAAGCAGGGGCACCGGAGGAACACCCUGGAGCAGGUGGAGCAGUGGGUCAAAGUGCAGAAGGCGGAGCACAAAGGCCCCCCAUCCAGAGAGAACACCCUCCCUCGCCGCACGCCGCCGACCCAGCACAAGUUCACCUCCGUCGACGCAUUUCAGACCCUUCCGAAGACCCCCCGGCAGAGCCCCGCCCCCGGCCGGCUGGGCGAGUACAAGUACGCCCAGGACCGCCUCAGCCACUUCCGGCUGGCCCCCGACCCGGGGACCAACACCGUGUGGCAGCUGUACGAGUGGCAGCAGCGCCACCAGUACCGCCGCGGCAGCCCCACGGCGCCGCUCUACACGCCGGCCCCGGACUACCCGUUCGGCCCCCGGCCCCCCUCCGCCGCGCCUCCCCUCUCCUCCUCCUCCUCCUCGGCGGCGCCGCCCCGCUGCGUGUCGGUGCCGCCCUCGUCGGCGGACCUCCCUCCGCCGGGGCCCCCGCCCGGCAGCAGCAGGACCCUGUCGCCCACGCGCAGGCCGCACACGCCGGCCGGGCGGGUGACGGUCAAGCCGGCGGGCGGCAGGUCGGCGCUGGACGUCCCCUUCGCUCUGUCCCCCCGCCGGGCCAAGUCUCAGCUGCUCAAGGCUGCUACUAUCGACAGACGGUCGUUGCCUCCAUCCGGCUACAUCACACACACAGUCAGCGCCCCCAGCCUCCACGGCAAAACGCCCGAGGAGCUCACGCUGCUCCUCAUCCAGCUGCGUCGCCACCAGGCCAAGAUGGCCUCCGCCCGCCACCACACGCUCGCCCAUCUGCAGCGGCUCGGCGGCCCCAGCGCCGCCCACCACCACCACUUCCUCGCCAACAGCCCCCUCCUCAGCGCCGCCCCCUCGCCGGUGUCCCACCUCGGACGUGUGAGCCUCUCAGCCCCCUCGUGCAACACCCAGAGCGACGACACCUACAAGCAGCUGAAGAAGGACCUGGAGUAUCUGGACCUGAAGAUCAGAGCUCUAGAGCCCCUGAUCCUCGCAGUUCACAGUUUACUACUGCACUGCACUGCUGGGCCUCUCAGGCCUCUGAUGAACGUCGCUGGGAGUCACACGCCGAAGGAGUCGGGCAAAGCCGUCAAGGUGGCCGAGAGUGACGUGGACGUGAAGUUAAGUCGGUUGUGCGAGCAGGACGGGAUCCUCCAGGACCUGGAGGCCAGGAUCAGCUCCCUGAAGGAGGACAAGGACAAGCUGGAGGGUGUGCUGGACGUGUCCCACCACCAGAUGGAGCAGUACCAGGAGCAGCCGGCCCACGCACACAAGAUCGCGUACCAGCAGAGGCUGCUGCAGGAAGACCUGGUGUCCAUCCGGGCCCAAAUAUCACGCCUGUCCACGGAGAUGGCACAGGCCUGGGAGGAGUUUGGCAGGUUGGAGAGAUCAGUGGAGCAGCUGAGGACGGCGCUGCAGGCCCACAUGAACCACAGCGCCACCCCUCAGCAAGAGAAAGCGGAGAUGAAGCGAGAGCUGUGGAGGAUCGAGGACGUGAUGGGCGGACUCAGUGCCAGCAAAGCCAACUACAAGAUCACCAUUGACUCGGUCCAGAACCCAGAGAGGAAACUAGUGCCUUCGGCGUCCGACCCGGCCGCGCCUCCCCCGAGCACCGAGGUCCAGCCGCCGCCUCGUAGCUCCGCCCCCAGGAUCCUCGCCCACACUUUGCCUCACAGCACGGUGCCAAAGUGGGCGGAGGACGCCGCGCCCCCGAGGCCGCCGCUGCCUCGCCUGUGCGACUACGAGGAGACGCCGCCGGAGGUGCCGCCGCUGCCCCGGGAGGCCUCGGUCAUCCGCCACACGUCGGUGAGAGGCCUGAAGCGCCAGUCGGACGAGAGGAAGCGGGACAGGGAGAGCGGGCAGUACGUCGCCAACGGAGACGCCAAGGUGGACUUGCGGUCUUACCUGAGUGAACCGGAGCUGCCGGGUCUGAGCCAACGGAACGCUGCGUCUGACGUGGAGUUCCAGUAUUUCCAGAGCAAAGGUCCGUCCGGAGGCGCCGUCCCACCCAACCAGUCCGACUCCAUCGCCUCCUACGUCACCCUGAGGAGGGGCCCGGGCAGCGCCGCGGCCAGGGAGCGACCCAGGAGUGCCUUUGAGCGCCUGUCGUCUCCCACGGAAGCUCCGCAGCCCCCCGGCGGCCAGCCGCGGGGGCGGAUGACCGCGGAGGAGCAGCUGGAGCGGAUGAAGCGCCACCAGAGGGCGCUGGUGCGGGAGCGCAAGCGGAACCUCAGCCAGGGCGAGCGCCCCGGCGGGGGCCCCUCCGCCCCCGCCGUGGGCCCCCGGCGCUCCUCCUCCUCCUCGUCCUCCAGACUCCCCUCCGGCAGCGCGGACGCCUCCGUACGUUACAGCAGCAGACACAGGGAGCACCAGCACUGCUGCUACGCCGCGCUCCAGCCCCCGGCCACAUACCGCUUGACCCUCCACCCCCUCCUCACUGACCUUCACGAAGCACAGCAGCAGCGCCGCCUGUCGCCCGCGUGCGUGACCCUCGACUCCUGCUGUUUCCAGGUGUUUGAUUGGCAGGGGGAGCGGCUCGCUGCCGAGGGCCAGAGCGACGAAGGGUGGGGUCGGGCGAAGGAGAGGGGGCGCGUCCCGUCGGACGGGUGGGUGGUGGCGACGGCCACCCGCGUGCACGAGGUGGACGUGGAGCCUCUGGACUACGACCUGGACAUCAGCCGCCAGCUGUCCAAACCGCAGAAGGUCCCCAUCCCGGAGCGCUACGUGGAGUCGGACCCCGAAGAGCCCCCCGGCCCGGAGGAGCUGGAGGAGCGCUCGCGCCGGGCCCAACGCAUGAAGAACCUCGUGGCCAAAUCCAGCUUCGGCAGCGCGCGGGCGGCCCCCCCGCUGGACUUCGGCGAGCUGGACUCGGCUCUGCAGCAGCAGGAGAGGAUCAUGACGGCGUCCCACGCUCUGGCCUCCGAGGCCUCGCGCAAGAGCAAGCUGGUCGCCGCCAAAGCCGCAGCGGAGCAGUGACCAGCGGAGACGACCACGACGCUCAGCGCCUCCCACCUUCACCGACCGCCUCAACCAAAAUCUAUUUAUGAGUGAGCACAGGACACCGCUCUCUACUUUCAAUUCCUUGUUUGGGAACUAAUUCUCGCGAAUGCACAAUUUAGCAAUAAUAAUUUAAAACACCAGUUAUUUAAUCCGCGUUUUGCUGUUUUUAUGAGAGAACGAGAGCGAAGGGAAAGGCAACUGCAACCGGUUAUUUAUCACAUUGUUCAACUGCUAAAUAACCACGAUCAUGCUGUCAAUCAACGUUACAUGCAUUAGAAUAUAUGACGUGAAUUAAAACAAACUAAUUUUUCUGUUUCCCUGAAAGUCGAUUAUUUUUAAAAAUAUAAUACAUGUUUGUCUGUCACACUCAUUUGUCAUCAGCUAAACGGAUUAAAGCACAAGUGUAAUGCUACUGGUUGGUUGUUGGUUUGAAUCAGCUGGAUGGAAAUAGCUCGCUAAGUGAUUCCAGUUUUCAGCGUAGUAGAAAAUAAAAGACAAAAGCACAAAUAUAUGUAUUUUUUAAGCAAAAUGUUUUCCACUAAAUAUACAAUUGAGCCCA
Messenger RNA from Pungitius pungitius (ninespine stickleback), 4664 nucleotides. Its product is annotated as pleckstrin homology domain-containing family A member 7-like. Gene Ontology annotation, molecular function: protein binding. The coding region runs from base 41 to 4081 and encodes 1346 amino acids. The record is from RefSeq and is a predicted model, not a curated record. NCBI's taxonomy places the organism in Eukaryota, Metazoa, Chordata, Actinopteri, Perciformes, Gasterosteidae. The transcript is spliced from 29 exons.